AUGUACUAUAUUCCCAUGUGUAUAUUUUAUACUUUAAUACACCGGAUCAAUAUCAACUUAUUAAGAAUGUCCUUGGAAAUAAAUAAAGAAUCUAUUACUAUGAACGAUUCGGUAGAAAAACCACAACAUAAUUCUCUACAUGGCUUCCCCGCCAGGACUUCAUUCAAAGAAGAUUUGAUACCCAAAUUUACUGGAAACAGUAACAGUGAAUUAGUAUUCAAGAAAAUUAAAGAACUUGAAGAUGAAUUUACAAAAUUGCUAUUGUCACCUCGAAGCAAAGAAAUUAUCGAGAAGAGACAAGCUAUUCAGGAUGAAAUCUCAGAUCUGAGAACAUCCAUAAAAGUUCUCAAUGAAUUGUCAAACAUUGAGGAUUUGGCUGAAUCUAAUAAUUCAGUCACAAUGAAACCAUCCUCUAAAAACAAUAAACAAAUUGGUUUUAAGCUGGUAAAUAAUAAUGGUGAAGAAGUAUCAUACAAUGCGCAUAAUGAUGCUUACCCAUUUGAUUGGAAGUUAAAGGGUAUUAAAAAUUACCCAAGAUGGCUUGAAGAAUUUAAGAAAUUUCUUGAAGCACAUAACUUCGAUGAUAUAACAUAUUUGUCAAAUGAGACAGUUAUAUCAACUGCUGAGGAUCAUGUUCUUAUGAACAUACUAAGAAGUAAUAUUCAAGAUCCAAAAUUGGCAAUGUUUUUAGAAACAGCCAAUUCAGCAAUAAUCUUAUUGAAUAAGAUUGAAAAGAAAUAUCAAGAAACUUUCACAAUGGAGUUUAGAGAAACCUUGUGGAAGGAUAUUGCAUUAAACAAGAAUUCUUCUGAUCUGGANCAACAACUUUCAGAUGCUUCUAUACUAAUCAAAUUGGAUAAACACUUUGGUACUAUAAAUAAGUAUACAAUAUCUGAAUUACGUCAAUAUACUGACAGAAAAUCCUUGAUCUAA
This is a messenger RNA of Vanderwaltozyma polyspora DSM 70294, 933 nucleotides long. Its product is annotated as Tkp4 protein. The coding region runs from base 1 to 933 and encodes 310 amino acids. The record is from RefSeq and is a predicted model, not a curated record. The transcript has a single exon. NCBI's taxonomy places the organism in Eukaryota, Fungi, Ascomycota, Saccharomycetes, Saccharomycetales, Saccharomycetaceae.